Messenger RNA from Cercopithifilaria johnstoni, 1080 nucleotides. Lineage: Eukaryota; Metazoa; Nematoda; Chromadorea; Rhabditida; Onchocercidae. The record is from the annotation of a GenBank genome assembly.
AUGGAAUGUAUGAUCGAAAUGUUAAAACAAAGGAGUAGUGCUAAAAUUUGUGAAGGAGAACAAUUGGAUGAACUAACCGAUGAUGUUUACAAUAAUUGCUUUAAUGAACAAAUUUACGAUAUUCAAAAUGAAAAUAAAAUUUCACGAAAUAAUAAUAUUGUUGGUACAAACGAUGCUAAUGAUUAUUUUUACUGGUCUCUCAUGGAUUCUAUUGUCUUUUGCUUUACCGUAAUAACAACAAUUGGAUACGGUAAUGUUGCACCAAGAACAAUGGAAGGAAGACUUUUUGUUAUAGCAUAUGGUAUCUUAGGUAUACCAUUUACAAUGCUUGCAAUUGCUAGUUUGGGUAAAUUUUUAGCCGAAAUUUUGAAAGGAAUUACGCAAAUAGCAGCACGUUUAAUCAAGGCAAUUUUUCAUCGCAAUAGAAAACAAAAGCAGUUUAAAGAAAACGAAGCUCUAAUCAAUGAUUUAAAGAAUGAUGAUAACAAGCAAAAAAUUUCAAAUGAUGAUAAUGAUGUAUUAAAUGGUACCGAAGAAAAAAAGAUAGAAAAAUGGGGUGAAGCAUUGGUACUAAUUGUGGCUUUUUUCAUUUACAUCAUAAUUGGUUCAAUUGUUAUUGCUAGUUAUGAACCGGAAAUGGACUUUUUUGGAGCUAUUUAUUUCAAUUUUGUAUCACUGACAACCAUUGGUUUAGGUGAUUUGGUGCCUAAAAAUGAAAAAUACCUGGUAUUAACGUUAAUUUACUCAGCGGUUGGUUUAGCAUUAACAACCAUUGCUAUUGAAAUUGCUGCUGAAUAUUUGAAGAUGUUACAUUAUUUCGGUCGUAAAAUUGACAAUGUUGCAAAUGUACAAGUUUGGUUUGGUGGCAAAAAGCUUACAAUGAAACAGCUAGUCCGGAACCUGGGUGAUUAUUUCGACUUACCGAUAAACGAAAUUGCUGAUCUGAACCUCGAUGAAUUCGUCAAUGCAGCAAUUAAAGUAGAAGCAGGCGAACUAGGUACCUUACGGUGUCCACGACCAAUCACUCUCGACAUUGAAUCGAUAAUCUUUGUAGACGCAGAUGAACCACUGUACCGAUAA